AAAAUAUUUUACACGCUCGCUCACUUGACAUUCGACAGCUUAAUCAUUCAGCGUCGGUGGUGGGUAUUUGACGAGUAUGUUAAUCUAGAUUAUUUUUAUUUCGUAAUCAAGUCUAUUAAAUAAGUAUGAUUUAUUUUACUUUUUUGUGGAUAAUUGUGACCUUAGUUAUUCAAACCCAAGAAUUUAAUCCCAAGCAUGUACAUCAUUCAAAUGAAAAGAAGUUGAUAGCUUAUAAAGACGAAGAAAAAAAAGAAUGCCAAAUACGUUUUAAUAAUUACGGAAAGGAAGAACAAUUUGUUGCUUUAAAUUUAAAAUACAAUUUUGGGAAUAAGAAAACUCUAUCAAGAAAAGAAAUCAUAAACAUAAUUGAUGAGGACAUGAUAAAAUUUUGCGAAAACUAUAAAAUAACAUUUGUGGACUUGAACGAUAAAAAAAAAUUCAGAUCAAAACGAGCAAGUGACAAAAAAAGGUAUCAGGGACAAACUCAAACGCAAUUUGUGAGUUUCGGCCCGCAGUAUUCUAAUAAUCAAAGCGUAAAAAAUGGAAUAGCUGAAGCAGUGUCGCAGCCUGAUAUGUCAAAAGCUACUGUUAGUGGUGUAAACUUUAUGGGACAAGCUCAAAGUCAGUCAAGUGUAACUGAUUGUGAUGAUUGUAAAGAACAAAACAUAGAAAAAAAUCAUAAUUCAAUUAAACAUUAUACUUCACCUCACAGUUUAACUGACUUUAAUGGACGUAAAUAUAAAGAAAAUAUUUUGAACUUUCCUCCCAAUGUCCCUAGUAAUAAUAAUAAACCAAUUCAAUUAACUCAAGAAAAUCAGAAUAAUUUUAAAAAACAUCUCAUGACAAAUAAUGAAAACCGUUUACCGUCAUAUUACUUGAAUGCCGGAAAAAAUAUACAAGAAGUAUCACUACCUAAACCUGUAGAAAAUAACGCAGAUUUUUCCUAUGGAAAUAUUCCUAACGAUAAUGCAGCGCCAAAUAAUAAUGAUUUUUCAACAUAUAAAAAUAAUUUAAAUCCAACUUAUAACAAACAACCAUUUGAUUAUUUUAAUGAAAACCGAUUACAGUUAUUAAAUAAUUAUUCUAAUGAACAUAGUUCUCCUAACCAAAUGAAUAUUAAUCAAAAACCUUUAAUAAAUUAUGAACAAUCUAACUCUAAAGAUAAAACUCUUAACCCAAAUAGUCCUUAUAAUUUUAAGCAACAAUUAGUUUCAAAUAAUAAUCCUUUAAAUUUGCCACAAUCUAGAUAUUUUCUAAACACCAACCCACCAUACACAAAUCCCACACAAAGUCACAGCAAAGUAAUAACUAAUCAACAAAACCAGAAAACGCUAUCUGAUGACAUAAAUUACGCUCAAAAACCAUUUUUCUAUUCAGCAUAUUCUAAUAUACGUCAUCCAUUAUUAAAUCAGAAUCUUAAUCAAUUUAACUUACCAACAUUAUGUAGUUAUAUUUAUCAAACAUGCUUAAACGCUAUAUCCAAUAUUCGGGAUCAGGCAGGACUUAGCUAUCAUCAAUUUCCUCUCAAUUACCAAGGGACAAAGCAACAUGAUAAUUCUAUGUUGACUCAAAAUUUUUACCCAGAAUCGGGCCAAAUCUUGACAGAAAAUAAUGGUUUUCGCAGACAAAAAUUUAUGUACAUUCAACCAAAUUAUGCAGAUUCGAUUCAAAAUUUGAUUGGAUAUAACCCAUCAAAUGAAUAUAUUAGACAGCAUCCAAUACAACCUAGUUAUCUAGGUUUGGUGCAAGUUCCUAUUAGAAAUAAUGAACCUAGUAAUCAACAGCCAAUAAAUACACAACUUAGUUAUUCAGGGUUGGAUCAAAGCCCUAUUAAUAAUAAUGGACUUUUUGGUCAACAACCAACAAAUACACAAUCUAGUUUUUCAGAUUUGGGUCAAAGCUCUGUAAGUGAUAACGUACCUCAUAAUCAACAACUUACAUCUACACAAUUCAGUUAUCCAGGUACAGGUCAAACUCCUAUCAACAAUAAUAAUGGACUUUUUGGUCAACAAUCAACAAAUACACAAUCUAGUUUUUCAGAUUUGGGUCAAAGCUCUGUAAGUGAUAACGUACCUCAUAAUCAACAACUUACAUCUACACAAUUCAGUUAUCCAGGUACAGGUCAAACUCCUAUCAACAAUAAUAAUGGACUUUUUGGUCAACAAUCAACAAAUACACAAUCUAGUUUUUCAGAUUUGGGUCAAAGCUCUGUAAGUGAUAACGUACCUCAUAAUCAACAACUUACAUCUACACAAUUCAGUUAUCCAGGUACAGGUCAAACUCCUAUCAACAAUAAUAAUGGACUUUUUGGUCAACAAUCAACAAAUACACAAUCUAGUUUUUCAGAUUUGGGUCAAAGCUCUGUAAGUGAUAACGUACCUCAUAAUCAACAACUUACAUCUACACAAUUCAGUUAUCCAGGUACAGGUCAAACUCCUAUCAACAAUAAUAAUGGACUUUUUGGUCAACAAUCAACAAAUACACAAUCCAGUUACCCAGGUUAUAGCCAAAGCCCCAUCAAUAAUAAUGGACUUUUUGGUCAACAAUCAACAAAUACUACACAGCCCAAUUACCCAGGUAUAGGUCAAACUCCUAUCAACAAUAAUAACGGACUUUUUGGUCAACAACCAACAAAUGCACAAUCCAGUUACCCAGGUUAUAGCCAAAGCCCCAUCAAUAAUAAUGGACUUUUUGGUCAACAACCAACAAAUACACAAUCUAGUUUUUCAGAUUUGGGUCAAAGCUCUGUAGGUGAUAACGUACCUCAUAAUCAACAACCUACAUCUACACAAUUCAGUUAUCCAGGUACAGGUCAAACUCCUAUCAACAAUAAUAAUGGAUUUUUUGGUCAACAACCAACAAAUGCACAAUCCAGUUACCCAGGUUAUAGCCAAAGCCCCAUCAAUAAUAAUGGACUUUUUGGUCAACAACCAACAAAUACACAAUCUAGUUUUUCAGAUUUGGGUCAAAGCUCUGUAAGUGAUAACGUACCUCAUAAUCAACAACUUACAUCUACACAAUUCAGUUAUCCAGGUACAGGUCAAACUCCUAUCAACAAUAAUAAUGGACUUUUUGGUCAACAAUCAACAAAUACUACACAGCCCAAUUACCCAGGUACAGGUCAAACUCCUAUCAACAAUAAUAACGGACUUUUUGGUCAACAACCAACAAAUGCACAAUCCAGUUACCUAGGUUAUAGCCAAAGCCCCAUCAAUAAUAAUGGACUUUUUGGUCAACAACCAACAAAUACACAAUCUAGUUUUUCAGAUUUGGGUCAAAGCUCUGUAAGUGAUAACGUACCUCAUAAUCAACAACUUACAUCUACACAAUUCAGUUAUCCAGGUACAGGUCAAACUCCUAUCAACAAUAAUAAUGGACUUUUUGGUCAACAAUCAACAAAUACUACACAGCCCAAUUACCCAGGUACAGGUCAAACUCCUAUCAACAAUAAUAACGGACUUUUUGGUCAACAACCAACAAAUGCACAAUCCAGUUACCCAGGUUAUAGUCAAAGCCCCAUCAAUAAUAAUGGACUUUUUGGUCAACAACCAACAAAUACACAAUCUAGUUUUUCAGAUUUGGGUCAAAGCUCUGUAGGUGAUAACGUACCUCAUAAUCAACAACCUACAUCUACACAAUUCAGUUAUCCAGGUACAGGUCAAACUCCUAUCAACAAUAAUAAUGGACUUUUUGGUCAACAAUCAACAAAUACUACACAGCCCAAUUACCCAGGUACAGGUCAAACUCCUAUCAACAAUAAUAACGGACUUUUUGGUCAACAACCAACAAAUGCACAAUCCAGUUACCUAGGUUAUAGCCAAAGCCCCAUCAAUAAUAAUGGACUUUUUGGUCAACAACCAACAAAUACACAAUCUAGUUUUUCAGAUUUGGGUCAAAGCUCUGUAGGUGAUAACGUACCUCAUAAUCAACAACCUACAUCUUCACAAUUCAGUUAUCCAGGUGCAAGUCAAACUUCUAUCAACAAUAAUAAUCCUUUUGAUGAACAUCCUACAAACACACAAUCCAGUUAUUCUAAAUUGGGUCAAAGUUCUAUUGGAAACAAUGCACCGAGUAUAAGUCAGUUGGCAUAUGCAUCACCAAAUUACUCAAGAUCAGACCAAAGCUUUAACGAUAAAAAUACGUCUACUGGCCCGCAGUUUCAGGUAAGUAGUCCUAUUCCCAUAAAUAUUCAACAACUUGAUUCAGAACUUCCUAAUAAGUUAACUCAUACAACUAAUUACGCUAUUACUGGAGGGAAAAUUGGGUCUGAUGUAUCCAUAGGUAAUUUAAUGACGCCAAUUGAUACUGAAGGAGGAGAUUCUCAAUCAUUAACUAGUUUAAACAUAGAUGGUAAAGAAACAAGUGCUUUGGCAUCAGCUCAAGGAAAAUCUACUAGUGGAAUAACUCAAACACAGGUAUCAGGAUCAUAUUCUGGCACAGGAAUAUUUUCAGCUCAAGCUCAAACUAGUGAUAGCGACAAAGGAGCUCAAAGUGUAAUAAUGGGAAAUUCGAAUGGUACAACAAGCUCAGCUGAAGGAAAAGGAGGUAAGAGCAAAGUACAAUCACAAAUGCAUUACAACUACGAGACAGGAACAGCUCUAGGCGAAGCUCAAAGUUCAGGAAUUAAUUAUACUACAAAUACACAACUUGAAGUUGGAGUAAAAGGUGGCAUAGCUGAUGCUCAAUCGUCAGGUCCUGGUAGUACAUCGAGUCAAGCUCAAAUAGGUUUCUUGCCACAUGAUUUAAAUAAUAAUACUGACCAGAAGUCAUUAUUUAAAGGUGGUGGUACAGCAUUAGCUCAAGGUGGAACUUAUACUGGUCAAUCUCAAAGUCAACUCUUUGGAUCGUAUAAACAUGGAAUUUCUUAUAAUGGUGCAGCUCAAGCUAGUUCAGGAAAAAAUUAUCAAAAUUUACCAAAAUUAACUAUAGGCAACUCCAAGAAUACAAUUAAUAAGUUGGAAAAAAUUGGUAAUAAUAGUCGAGAUGAUAUCCAACUUCAUAAAUCUUUCCAAAUGUUAGAAGAAAAUCAAACUUCAACUCAAAAAAUAAAAAUUUUGGACAAUGUAAUGAAUACUACUCAAAAUAGUAUCAUUUAUUCAACAUCUACCUCAUCCCCUAUUUAUUCGUCAUCAGAAUCAUCACAGAAUUUUGAUGUUGAUUCUGAGUAUAACUAUGAUAAUGAAUAUUAUGAGGAUGAGAAGGAAGAUCAAAUUUACUCUAAAACAGAAUUAAAUGCAAAAGAAAAUAUACCUACUCAGGCGCAAAAUUCAUUUUUAAAUUUAGGAGACAAACAUGAUAUUAAAAUAAUUCGUGAUACAGAUAAAACUAUGAAAAAUAGUCAAGUUUUAAGCUCGGGCGAAAUCAUACCAGGAACUAAUGGUACCAAAGUACCAAUUGGUUUACGAGCUAGAGUUACCUCAGUAGCUGGAGAUCAAACUGAGGCAAAGGCUUUUCCAGGAGGACAAGCGCAAUCACAAACUAUACAUUAUACGCCAGGAUCAGGUGGUUUAACAAUUGUAGAUAAAACUAAAUUAAGGGCUUUACUUGGCAAUGAAUCAUACAUUACACCAUUAAACAAGACUUACAAACAUUUUCAAACUGAUACUAAUGGUGAAACUGGUUUUUAUCAAUCAAGUGACAAAAAUAUACAAUAUUAUACAAAAUCAUCAACUUGUGGCUACUUUUCUUUUUCAUGCAAUUACAUUGAUGGAGCAAAAACAGGUGCAAAAAUUUGCAAACCAAAUGCCCUACCAUUCCCUUGCCAAAAUAAAAUACUUGUAAGAUAAAAUAGUAGAGGGAUACAUAGUUGAAAAAUAAUAAAGUUAUAUAACACAUCAAAACUUAAUGUAAUUUUUUUAUUUUAGCAUAUUAAAAUAUAUAAAUAAGAACACUAUUUUUCUUAAAUUUGGCCCAUAAAUAAUUUUAUUAAUUAUUUAGUAUUCAUGUAAUAAUUUAACAUUAGGUACAAAAAAAUGUAUGAAUCACUAAAAAUAUACAUAAAAGUUAUAAUCUUAUAAUUAAAACCAAAUUUAAGUAAUUGAGCAAAACUUACAUAAAAUGUAAGAAUUAUAAAUAUCAUAACUAAU
Molecule: messenger RNA, 6086 nt
Organism: Daktulosphaira vitifoliae (grape phylloxera)
Lineage: Eukaryota; Metazoa; Arthropoda; Insecta; Hemiptera; Phylloxeridae
Product: probable cyclin-dependent serine/threonine-protein kinase DDB_G0292550
Exons: 4
Coding region: 126-5786 (1886 amino acids)
Source: RefSeq, a predicted model, not a curated record